AAAAAAAAAAACUUUUCCCUUGUGACGUGAGUCUCGGCCACCGGUCCUAAUUUUGGAAACGGGAAAUCAUCCAAAAGAUUCAACCCCCUGUGCUGUUGCCCUCUCCCACUUCCAUUCUGACCAGAUAUAAACUCUUCGUCGAUCUUCUCGGAGGAAAAAUAUAAAAGAGAGAGACGCCAAAAGGACAGUUUUUGCUGCAUUCUUUCUUCCUCUCUUUCUCUUCCCUCUUCGAGCCAGGCUUCGGCGAUAUCGAGAGGAGGCAAUCCCGGGGGCGGCCGGAGGGAGGGGAGUUGGUUCUUGAUCUCGCAGCGGAUCCGUCCGGAAUUGAGCCUUCUAUUGGCUUCUCCGGCGGGUUCUUGUGGCGGAGGAGGGCUUCGGAGUGGGGAUCUGGUGGGAGAUCGGCGGGAAGGUCGGUGGAGCUUUGAUCGGAGAGACCGGGGUUGGAGCGCUGGGAAGAGUUCUGAGGAGGGGGUGCGGAGAUGGCGAAGGUGCAGCAGAUGCCGCUGUCGAGCAUGAGCAUGGGGAACCUUUACGGGAGGUCGUCGUCCGAGGUGAAGGAGCCGAUGCCGAAGGAUUUCCCGAUGGGGAUGAGGGUUAUUGUGGUGGACGACGACACCACCUGCUUGAAGGUUUUGGAGCGGAUGCUUCUGGAAUGCGGUUAUAAUGUCACAGCUUGUACUAUGGCUACAAGAGCAUUAUCUAUUCUGCGGGAGAGUAAGGGUGGUUUUGAUGUGGUAAUAAGUGAUGUGCAUAUGCCUGACAUGGAUGGUUUCAAACUGCUUGAACUUAUUGGUCUUGAAAUGGAUCUUCCUGUUAUCAUGAUGUCGGCUGAUAUGAGAACCAGUAUUGUGAUGCAAGGAAUUAAGCACGGAGCUUGUGAUUAUUUAGCUAAGCCUGUACGCAUGGAAGAGCUGAAAAACAUAUGGCAGCAUGUUGUUAGAAAGAAGUGGAAAGAAAACAGAGAAGCUGAACAUUCAGAUAGCUUUGAGGACACUGACCAUAACAGACAAGUCAUUGAUGAUGCUGAAAAAACUUCCUCAGGAAAUGAUGCAACUGAUAGUAUCUGCAAAUCUCAGAAAAAGAGAAGAGAUUGUAAAGAAGAUGAUGAAGGGGAACCAGACAAUAUGGAUUCUUCAUCAAAGAAACCACGUGUAGUGUGGUCUGUGGAACUUCAUCAACAAUUUGUCAAUGCUGUAAACCAGCUUGGAGUGGACAGGGCUGUCCCCAAGAGAAUUCUUGACUUGAUGGAUGUUCCAGGUCUGACGAGAGAAAAUGUUGCGAGCCAUUUGCAGAAAUUCAGAUUGUAUCUGAAGAGACUGAGUUCAGCUCAACACCACACUGGACUUCCUAUUUCAUUGCCUGGCGCUGGCUCAAAUGCAGAAGUGCCCUCACUUGGAAGCCUUGAUUUCCAAACUUUGACUAUCUCAGGUCAAAUUCCUCCACAAACGUUGGCUGCUUGGCAAGAUGAGCUCUUAGGCCGACCUGCUGGCAGCUUAGGAAUGCCAGAAAUGGACCAACCAAUUCUUCCACAAGCCUCAAUUCGGGGAGCUAAAUCUGUUCCUGUGGAACAUGGCAUAGUGUUUGGUCAACCUCUGAGAAAAUGCCAGGCCAACAUGCCCAGACAGUUCCCUCAAUCAAAUGUAGCUGUUAGGGGCUUGUCUUCUGGUUUUCCUACUUGGUCCUCCAAUAACCUUGGGGCAGUGGUCUCUGGCAGCAAUCUUGGAGGGUUAAGUAGCACUCAGAAUAGUAACUUGCUGGUCCCGAUGUUACAGCAGGAACAACCUCAUCCUGUGCUAUCAGAAUCCCAUCGUGCAAUGACUGUGCAACCAUCUUGUCUAGUUCUUCCCUCUCAGGUGUCGAAGAGGUUUCAGGUAAGGGAGAAGGCUGUGCUCGUGGAUCAGAACUCUGUAGUAGUGCCCUCUCAGUCAUCGACUAGUUUACAAGCAGAGAAUAAUCCUACUCCUAUGAAUCAGACCUCUAUAUUUGCUCCCCCGAGGUCAUCGGCCAGUAUGCAGGCAGGUAAUAAUCUUAGUCUCAUAGGUCUGAAUUCAUCAUCGACCAGUUUCCAAGGUGGAAAUGAUCCUGGUCUCAUAAAUCAGAACUGCAUGCUAGUCCCUCCGCAGCUGUUGACUAGUUUUCAGGAAGGGAGCGGUACUGCCCCACUUAGCUAUAGCUCCAGAUAUAAGAACAGCAGUGCAAUUGUGGACUACAGCCUACUCUCAUCUCAGUCAAAUAAUGCACAACUGGGUCGGGCACAAGUCUCGGAUGAAGGCUUUAAAGAUAUCACUGUACUAAAUAAAUACUCGAUUCCUAAAUCAAUUUAUUCGUCAGUGCCAUCCUGUACUGAUGUCAGCACUGGUUGGAGGGCACAGACCCCUGAUGGGAAUAUUGGUCCUGUUAAUCAAUCACCUUGUCUCGUGCCUAAUUUGAUCAACGUUCAGGGUGCUGGUGCAGUGUCACAGACUUUGCCUAAUCAGGGACAAGGGAGAAAUCUUGGUUUGCCUAACUUGAGCAACAUCCGGGGUGGUGAGACAAUGUCACAGACUUUACCGGAUCAAGGACAAGGGAGAAGUCUUGGUUUCAUUGGUCAAGGUACUCGCAUGCCCUGCCAGUUUGCUGUGGAUGACAUUAAAUCUCCCACAAAUGGCUCGGGUCCUGAUGAUGAUAGAGACAUAUUGAACCAAGCUUUCUUUGGAUUUAAUGGUGAUCCUUAAAGAGUGGAAACCCAAUGAGUCCUCGUAUUUCCAGCGACUUCAUGAAUGUUCUCUCUAAGUAGGGAUGGAGCAGUAGAAUUCUUCUGGAAAUCCUAGGCAGCACUUCACAUGCAUUCUUCAGGAUAUCUGGUUCAGUCUUUCCCUCCCCGCUUCUUUCUUAACCUUUCUAACUGUCAUUUGGGUUAGUCAUCCUGCUCAGGUUCAAAAAUCCUUAUGGGAUUUGGUGCUACCUGUCCUGUCCUGUCCUUGGAGGCUAGUGGGUUCUCAAAUUAUUGUUUAGCCGCAUCUUUACCUGUUGCCCAAGUGUUGGGUGAAUUGAAAUAUUACUUUCAUUGAAUUUUUACAGUUGUGGUGAAAUUGAAGGAAUAAGCCCCACUUGCGGCUGUGUUAAUUGGUUUAAUAUGUUGAUUUGGUAGAAUAAUCCAACUCCAUCUCUAUUCUUAUUUUUAUAA
Messenger RNA from Phoenix dactylifera (date palm), 3166 nucleotides. The record is from RefSeq and is a predicted model, not a curated record. Lineage: Eukaryota; Viridiplantae; Streptophyta; Magnoliopsida; Arecales; Arecaceae.